AUGUUGGCUAAGGUUACAGACUUACAGUUUGCUGCUGUGGUAUUACCCUCACUUAUUGUCAGUACAGUUUUUGCAUAUGGACAAACUAACAGUGGAAAAACCCAUACAAUGAGGGGUUCGGCUGCUGAACCAGGGGUCAUUCCGCUUGCCGUGCAUGAUUUAUUUGACAUAAUACAACAGGAUGUGGAUAGAGAGUUUCUUCUUCGAAUGUCUUAUAUGGAAAUAUAUAAUGAAGAAAUAAAUGAUUUGUUAGCACCCGAGCAUCGAAAAUUACAGAUUCAUGAAAGCAUAGAGAGGGGAAUAUAUGUUGCUGGCUUACGAGAAGAGAUUGUUGCCUCUCCUCAACAAGUACUUGACUUGAUGGAGUUUGGAGAAUCUCACAGGCAUAUUGGUGAGACAAAUAUGAAUUUACACAGUAGUCGAUCACAUACUAUUUUCCGCAUGAUCAUUGAGAGCCGGGAUAGAACUGAAGAUGGAGAUGGAGAUACAGUUAGUUCUUGUGAUGCUGUUCGAGUAUCAGUUUUGAAUUUAGUAGAUCUUGCAGGAUCAGAACGUGCUGCUAAAACUGGUGCAGAAGGUGUUCGACUAAAGGAAGGUUCCCAUAUCAACAAAAGUUUGAUGACAUUGGGAACUGUUAUUAAAAAAUUGAGUGAAGGUGCUGAAAGUCAAGGGGGUCAUGUUCCAUAUCGAGAUAGCAAACUUACACGUAUAUUGCAACCUGCUUUGGGAGGAAAUGCAAAUACAGCUAUAAUAUGCAAUAUAACACUUGCACAGAUUCAUGCAGACGAGACUAAAAGCAGUCUUCAGUUUGCAAGCAGGGCAUUGCGUGUUACAAAUUGUGCUCGUGUGAAUGAGAUUUUGACUGAUGCUGCUCUGCUAAAGCGUCAAAAGAAAGAGAUAGAGGAGCUUCGAGCCAAAUUGCAGGGUUCUCGUUCAGAACAUUUGGAAGAAGAGAUUCUCAAUUUGCGAAACACAUUAUUGCAGUCUGAACUUGAGAGAGAGCGGAUAGCUUUGGAAUUAGAGGAGGAAAAGAAAACACAAGUAGAACGUGAAAGGGUGUUGCAAGAGCAAGCUAAGAAAAUAAAAAACUUGAGCUCAAUGGUCUUGUACUCAAGUAGAGAUGAGAGUCGAGAUCAGGUUAAAAAGGGAAAGAGGCGAGAUACAUGGUGCCCUGGGAAUCUUGCUAGGGAGGCUCUUAAGGAGGCCUACCCAAGUGUUCAAUCAAACUCAUCUGCAAUUAAACCGAUUCAAUCUAAGCGUUCUAUAGGGCCACUUCUUGCUUUUGAGGAGUUGGUGAAUGAAAAUGGAACUGAAGAUGACUGGACAUGCAAGCAAGAUGAAGAUUGUAAGGCUACUUUCCUGGAAGAUUGUACUCUUCCUGAGCCGUGCGCUUUACUGCACGUGACCAACAGGAGAAAAGUACCACCAAGAAAGAAAAGCUCCUUUGUGGAUGACAGUGAACUACAGGAACUGCAAGCAGAAUAUGAGGAUUUGCUUUUAAAAUUUGAAACUCAGAGAACAAUGAGUGAUAUACAAAUUGAUUGCUUAAUGAGAAAGAUGGUUGAGGUUGAUUCCCUUGACAAUAUAAAACAUAGCGAGUCUAAUGACCUUUCUUCAUUUCAUGCGAACAAAACAAAUUAUGCUGACAAGAAUAUUGGUUUGAGGGAAUUUGAAGCUAUCCUUGUGAUCAAACAACUCCAAGAGAAGAUUAAGAUACUGGAAACAGAAAAGUCUUCAAGCCAAGAAAAUCUGAAUUCUCUUGUCGAAAUUGCCACGGAGCAAAAUAUAUGUGCAAGGGAGAAGUUUGAUGAGCUUUGUGAUGAGCUUCUUACUGCACGGGAGGAGGCUAGAGUGGCUCGUGAAAAACUUGCUUACAGUGAAUCUGGGGAAAGAAAGAAUGGGGAUUGUGAUUUUGCAAUUGAGCUUUCAAAGGAAGUAGAAGAUCUGAUUUCUGAAGCUCAAGAAUCGAAAGACGUAGCUCAAAAGCUUUCAUCCCUUGUGGACGAGGCUUUUCAGAGUUUUUCUGCUAUAAUUAAGGAAUUUGUUGAUUUCAAGGAUAUGAUGUGUCAGAGUUCUGCACAACAAAAAAUAAUUUUUGCUAACACCAAGGAAUUACACAGUUCUCUGAGGCAAAGGACUUUGAAGCUCGAAAAUGAUAAGCUUCUCUUGCACAACCAAUCUAUCGAUCUGCAGAAGCAAGUGCAGGAAUUAAGUGAAAAUGCUAAAAAUCAUGAAGCAUCCUUAACAGCACUCUCUGAAAGGCAUGACAUGGAAAAAUUGGAGUAUCUUUCUCAUAUUCAGAGUCUCGACAAGGAAAUAUCAUAUUUUUCAUCAGGUUCCAUGGCAAGAGAAAAUCAGAGUUUGAGAAAAGAUCUUGAAAAAACAAAAAUGAAGUUGAAAGACAUUGAAUCAAAGCUUAAGAAUACCAUCCAGGAGAAGACAAAACUUGAGGGGGAGAAAGCAGUUGCUGAACGAGAGAUCAAGCGAUUGCUUGGUCAAAAGACUCUUCUUGAGCGCGACAUCAACAAGCGCGAUUCACUAGCUGGUAGAAAACGUGAUUCUAAUUUUGAUAGGAAUGCAAAGAUGUUUGAUCCAAUAAAGGCAAAAGCUCUUGAGCAGACAAUGCAGGAGGAUUAUAAAAAGCUGGAGGUUCUUGCUUUUGAAAUGGAGACAACUAUAGCUUCCUUGGAAGAGGAAUUAGCAGCUGCGCACAGGGACAGGGAAGAGGCUAUAUCCAGAAGUGAAGAUUUGACCAUAGAAUUUGAGGCCCUAACUAAAAAAUUGGAUAAAUCAAGCUCAGAAUUAAAUUCUCUGCGAGAAGAAUUCUCUGGCCUUAAGCUUUGUUUGGAACAAUCAAAUUCUAACCAGCAAGGAAUGGAAACCUCCAUUAAGAGUUUGCUUGCCGAAAAGGAGGAGUUGGCAAUGGUAGUCUAAUAUACUGUUGGUUACAAAGAAAACUUAGUAUUUUCUUGUUAAUUUUGCCUUUGGUAGUCUAGUUGUGUUCAUUGGACUGUGCGUUUGAUCUUGCAGCAACUCACUAAUUCAUUAUUGGAAAUGGAGGAAGAAAGGGCAAUACAGUGUGCUAAAGAAAAUGCUUCAAUUGAAGCCAUAGAAGAGAAAAAAAAGUUAUACAAUUCUGAGAUAAA
Messenger RNA from Hibiscus syriacus, 3146 nucleotides. RefSeq names its product kinesin-like protein KIN-7O. The coding region runs from base 1 to 2934 and encodes 977 amino acids. The record is from RefSeq and is a predicted model, not a curated record. NCBI's taxonomy places the organism in Eukaryota, Viridiplantae, Streptophyta, Magnoliopsida, Malvales, Malvaceae. The transcript has 25 exons. Gene Ontology annotation, biological process: microtubule-based movement. Gene Ontology annotation, molecular function: microtubule motor activity; microtubule binding; ATP binding.